AUGCACGCCCCUAGUCUCUGGUUCUGGGCCACGCUCGCAGCUCCGUGUGUUGCGGUUCAGGCUCCAUGGCCGCUAGGAAAUGAGUUCGAACUCAUGGUUGAUGAGAGUGUCAACCAUUUGGCUAUCACCCACCGUGGUCGGUCUAUUUGGGAGACUGUGCUAGGCCAGCCAUUUCUUAGUGCCAGCGCAGGAGGUGAUGAGGUGAUAGCCGCCAAUGGUAACUUGAAGAUCAACGAAGUGGACCAAAACAAGUGUACCGACCAGCAAGUUAACGAUGUUGCUCUUCGACCAUGGCACGGAAGUUCAAAUGACCACGCUGCUGUUAUUCAGGGUCAGCUCACCGGAUGCGGGGAUGCCACUCCUAAUUUCUCUAUUGCCUUCUGGGUCCCAUCUCAGUUCCCCGAUCGCAUUGCUUUCAGCGUGAAUGUCGACGCUUGGAAAUUAUCGGAGGUAGCAACGAAGGUAUUCCUAACAUACCAGUCGUCAUCAUCGGAAGACUUCUACGGACUCGGUGCCCAGGGAUCCUUCGGCUCCUUCAAAAACCUAACAGUCCCCAUAAUCUCACGCGAGCAAGGUGUCGGCCGUGGUGACCAGCCCACGACUCAACUUGAAAACGAGGACAGCUUCUUCGCUGGCGGAGAUCACUUCACAACGUACACUGAGAUCCCGCAGUAUAUCAGCUCCAAGUCACGGGUGUUCCACCUGACACAGGAGAGCUCAGCCUACACCACAUUCAAUUUCACCGAUCCUAAUGCUGUUACUGUGCGAUAUGAUGGCUUGACCUUGGACGGCUACUUCAUGCAAGCCGAAAACAUGCUUAACAGUAUUUCCAUGCUCACAGAUUAUACCGGCGAGAUGGUUGCGUUACCGGAGUGGGUUGAUACCGGUGCAGUGCUUGCUAUUCAGGGUGGGGAGAGCAAGGUAAACCGGAUAGUCAACCAAGGACUUGAACUUGAAUGUCCAAUUGGUGCAGUUUGGCUUCAAGAUUGGUCCGGAACACACUCACAAAGCGUAUCGUACAUGUCGUUGAAUGUAUCUCGUCUUUGGUGGAACUGGGAAUCUGAUACCACACUCUACCCGACAUGGAAGGAGUUCGUGCAAUCUCUGAGGGAUCAACACAAUGUCCGUACUCUGGCAUACGUGAACCCCUUCCUGGCGAAUGUUAGCACAAAACCUGAUGGCUACCGCGCCAAUUUAUACCACGAGGCCAGCAAAGGUAGUUACAUGAUCGCAAACUCCACUACUAAUAGUACAUCCGUUAUCUCCAGUGGUCCGGGCCUUGAGGCCGGUAUUCUAGAUCUCACCAACCCUGCCGGACGAUCCUGGUUUAAGGAGGUCAUGCUCGAUCAAGUCUGGAGUGCAAAUAUCUCUGGAUUUAUGACUGAUUUCGGCGAAUACACCCCUAUCUACGCAGACACUCAGUUUGCUAACAGGAGCAUUGACCCCUUCGUCUACCACAAUGCCUAUCCCCGCGAGUGGGCUGCUCUCCACCAGUGGAUUGGAAAGAAUGUGUCUUCAUUCUCCGACGCCAUCCUGUUCCACCGCUCAUCAUCUAUGGCGGCAAAUCGGCACAUGAAUCUAUACUGGGCAGGUGACCAGAACACCAACUGGGGUGUCAACGACGGUAUCAAGGCUGCUGUUACCGUCAUUGGUCACAUGGGUCUGUCAGGCUAUGCUCACGGCCACAUGGAGAUUGGAGGAUACACCACCACUUGGGACAGCAACGGUGUUGUGAACCGCUCUUCCGAAUUGCUUGGUCGAUGGGGUGAACUUGCUGCGGUCUCGAGCGUAGUCUUUCGUACCCACGAGGGAAACGUCCCUCAGGUCAAUGCCCAGUUCUAUACCAACUCCACCACGUACUCUUGGUUCGGUUAUAACGCACGCUUGUUUGCAAGUCUUGCGAAGUAUCGCCGUCACAUCUUGGAAACCGAAAGCAAGAACCUGGGCUGGCCCUUGCUCCGCAUGCCCGUCAUCUACCACCCGGAGGACCCAGUCGCCAAGGGAAUCAGCUACCAGAGCUUCUAUCUCGGCUCGGAUCUGUACGUCGCACCAGUACUGGAUCCUGGUCGUACUAGCGUGAAGGUCUACUUUCCUGGCAAGAAUCAAACUUUCACUCACGUUUGGUCUGGAAAGAACUACUACGCUGGUCAGACUGCACGUAUUUCCGCGCCAUACGGGAAACCCGCAGUUUUUGUCGUUGGCACGCCGAACAACAGUAAUUUGGAUGACUUCCUGCAAUUUGUCCACCGGGAGGAUAAUACCCUUAUCCACUUAUAA
Messenger RNA from Penicillium hordei, 2277 nucleotides. RefSeq lists its product as uncharacterized. Gene Ontology annotation, biological process: carbohydrate metabolic process. Gene Ontology annotation, molecular function: hydrolase activity, hydrolyzing O-glycosyl compounds; carbohydrate binding. The coding region runs from base 1 to 2277 and encodes 758 amino acids. NCBI's taxonomy places the organism in Eukaryota, Fungi, Ascomycota, Eurotiomycetes, Eurotiales, Aspergillaceae. The transcript has a single exon. The record is from RefSeq and is a predicted model, not a curated record.